AUGGAGCCCUUCCUCAGGAAGCAGCUGACCUUCCUGUCCUUCUUCUGGGACAAGAUCUGGCCGGCGGGCGCGCCGCGGUUCCCGAACCCGGACUCCGACGCCGACGUGGAGCCGGAACCCGCGGCACCCCCCACCGCGGAGCCCUGCAACCCCCCCGGCCCCCGCCGGGGCGCUGACUUCACGGCGCGGACCGCGGAGGAGCUGAGUGUCAGCCGCGGGGAGAGGCUGCACGCCCUCAGGGAGGAGGGCGGCUACAUCCUCGCCCGCAGGCUCUCGGGCUGGCCCAGCAGGGGGCUGGUGCCCAUCACCUACGUGGCCAAGGCCGCCCCUGAGACGCUCUGGAACCAACCCUGGUACUUCAGUGGCAUGGGCCGAACCCAGGCCCAGCAGCUGCUCCUGUCCCCACCCAGUGCGCUGGAGGCCUUCCCCGUCCGGCCCAGCGAGAGCAGCCCCAGGGACUACUCACUGUCAGUCUGGGCCCGGACCAAAGUCCACCACUACCGCAUCUCCACCGCAGCCAACGGCAGCCUCCACCUGCAGCUCGUCCCCAGCCUGGAGGAGCUGCUGGCCUAUUACAAGGCCCACUGGAAGCUGAUCCAGAGCCCACUGCUACAGCCCUGUGUGCCCCAGGUGGGCCCAAGCCCCCCUGAGCAGGACGAGUGGGAGUGGCCCCGCUGCGCGUUCACCCUGCGGAGGGAGCUGGGUGGGGGCUACUUCGGGGAGGCGUGAGGCCUGUGGCUGGACCCCACGCUCGCGGCGGUCAAGGCCAUCAGACCAGCUGACGUGAAGGUUGCCCACCUGGCCCAGGAGAUCCAGACGCUCGUGAGCCUGGGGCACGAGUGCCUCAUCGGGCUGCACGCGGUGUGCUCCGCGGGCGAGCCCGUGUACAUCGUCACCGAGCUCGUGCGCAGGGGCAGCCUGCAGGCCUUCCUGGGCAGCGAGUGUCGCGGAGAUCAUGAAGGCAGCCAGGGGCCCCUGGGCCCUCAGGGACGUACCCUCCUUUCGCCCUGCUCGGUGUCCUGGAACGCCGAGCCCGAGCCUUGCCGCUGUCUCAAUGCCCCUGCAAAGCCUGGGCUCAGCGGGGGAGAACCCACCUAA
Messenger RNA from Physeter macrocephalus (sperm whale), 1098 nucleotides. RefSeq names its product src-related kinase lacking C-terminal regulatory tyrosine and N-terminal myristylation sites (gene SRMS). The record is from RefSeq and is a predicted model, not a curated record. Gene Ontology annotation, biological process: protein phosphorylation. Gene Ontology annotation, molecular function: ATP binding; protein tyrosine kinase activity; protein binding. NCBI's taxonomy places the organism in Eukaryota, Metazoa, Chordata, Mammalia, Artiodactyla, Physeteridae.